AUGCUCAACAUCACCUUCCCAGGCAACACUACCAAGGUGCCUCUCUCCCCUCCACCCUCCUUCUCGUCCUUUUCUCGGCACUCCCUCCUUUUGUUUGCUGGUCUUGAGAGAGUCUUGAGAAUUUGCCCUCCGCUGCUCACCCUCCUUAUCCUGAAUGCUCAUCUCUUCCCACCUCGCUUCAAGCUUCCCAUUCCCACCCCCUUUCCACCCAUAUGCCCCUCACCCUCCUUUUCCUGUCCUCUCUUCCUCCGUUCUUCUUUCCUGCCCUUCACACCUCCACCCAUCUCCCUCUCUCACCCAUCGCACUCCCAUUCACCCUCUUCCGUCCACCCUCCUCCCGUCCCCCCAUCACCCGCUCUCUCCACCCAACAGCCCCCUUCAGGCGCCUUCCCGCGCCGCAAGCUGCUGCUAGCCGUGCCAUACAAGAAAGGCUUUCAGCAAUUCGUCAACAUCACCCGCACCAUCACCACACCCUCCUCUUCCGCCUCCGCCUCACCCGCAAACGACACCUCCUCAAAUGAGUCCUCAUCAUACUCCUUCUCGGGGUUCACCAUUGAGUUGUUCCGACUGGCAGUCAGCCAGUUGCCGUACGACGCAAACUAUGAGCUCGUGCCGUUUGUGGGGGACGAUGGUGAUGGUGCUGACGCUCCGGUGGGAUACGAUGACAUGCUUCAAGCAGUUGCAGACGAGAAGUUUGACGGGGCGAUUGGCGACAUCUCAGUGACCCAGGCGCGGAGCAUGCUGGUGGAUUUCACACAACCCUACAUGGCGUCAGCGGUUAGUGUGAUCGCGUACGUGCCGCCCUCCAGCAGCUGGUGGAUGGCACUCGCGCCCUUCACGCCCUCCAUGUGGGCAGCAUUUCUCGGCUUGACUAUCGCCACGGGGCUCAUCACGGUGUUUCUCGAGUGCCGCCAGAAUCCCGAGUUCCAGGGGAAGCUGCAUGAGCUGCUGCAGCACGCUCUCUGGUUUGGCUACCUCUCUGCCUUCUCCUUUCUCGAGAAGCCGGUGCGGACGGUGAUCGCGCGGAUAGUGCUGGCGCUCUGGCUGCUGGUGACCCUCGUUGUAGUCACAUCCUACACAGCCAACAUGACGUCUAUAAUCACGGUCAACAUGCUCACAGUACCCUCGCUGGACGUGAACAGUGUCAUCAACGCCAACAACCCCAUCGCCUACCAGGCGGGGUCGUUCAUAGAGGGUUACCUCUUGCAGCUGGGCGUGCAGAAGCACAACAUGGUGCCUCUCAACAGUGCAGAGGAGUACAGCAGUGCGCUGGUGGCAGGGAGGGCGAAGGUGGUGGUGGAUGAGGAUCCUUAUUUGGACCUGCUGAGGGCCAACCAUUGCAGCAUGGCUCAAGUCAAGCAGCCCUUCUCCUUCCUCAGCAUGGCAUUCGCGUUCCAGAAGGGAUCGCAGCUGCGCAGAGACAUCUCAGCAGCGAUUCUCCACCUGACCAUGACAGGCGAGCUGGACGCACUUGAAGAGCAGUACCUCCUGGGAGGGUCCCGGCAGUGCCCCGACACGCUCAUGCCGGAGGCACCGGCAGUGCUGGCGAAUGAGAACUUCUGGGGGCUGUUUGUGGGGUAUGCCGUGGUAUCUCUGGCGUGCUGCCUGCUGUAUGUGGGCCUGCUGGUGUUCCGCGGUGCCAUGGUUGCGAGGGAGCUGUCACAGCAGCAAGUCAAGUCUUACAACACUCACAUGGCUGACUUCAUUCCUACUGAAGCUAGCAUAGAGAUUCCUCGUCAACACACUCUCUCGCUCUCACUCUCACUCUCCCCGCUGUGUGUGUGGCUUCUUGCAGGGAGCUGUCACGGCAGCAAGCCAAGUCAUACGACGCCGACAUGGCUGAAUUCGUUCCCACAGAAGCAGGCAUAG
Closterium sp. Yama58-4 is the source of this 1869-nucleotide messenger RNA. NCBI's taxonomy places the organism in Eukaryota, Viridiplantae, Streptophyta, Zygnematophyceae, Desmidiales, Closteriaceae. The record is from the annotation of a GenBank genome assembly.